Messenger RNA from Esox lucius (northern pike), 690 nucleotides. RefSeq names its product pectinesterase inhibitor 10-like. The record is from RefSeq and is a predicted model, not a curated record. The transcript is spliced from 3 exons. NCBI's taxonomy places the organism in Eukaryota, Metazoa, Chordata, Actinopteri, Esociformes, Esocidae. The coding region runs from base 170 to 487 and encodes 105 amino acids.
AGCUUGCUAAAACCAGCGUGUUGAAUCCUUCGCUUUUCCCGUUUUAUUAUUUAAGUAAACGGCGUCUUUCUACCAUUUGACAACCGACAUUUUUUAGCUUGCUGAUAAAUAAGGCGUUGAUGAGUGGACUACCAAACUGCUAACGCUUUAAUUAUCAAACAAAGAAAAUAUGGACGUGAGCCAGAACAUCCAGCAGGAGAACAGGUGUGGAACCUUGUUCGGCUACAGCAUUCACUGGCAGGUACAGGUGGGUGAGCGCUGGCUGGCUGACCGGUUGCCCCGCCCCCCAAGUUCCUCCAGGGGUCCCCAUCUGUCUCCCCCCCGCACCUCCCUCGCUCCCCCCACACCUCCACCGCUCCUCCUCACAUCUCCGCCGUCUCUCCUGCCACAUGGCAUCGGUCCCUCGUCGAGUCUGGUCCAUUCUUCGUCAGGCGUCGCUCAUGCUCGCUCGCCAUCACACGCUGUGCCUGUUGUCUUACCACAAUGAGUGGGAGAAUAGCUGCACCCAUAAUCCUUUGCUGUACAAGGUUUUUGGCAAGGGUGCAAGCCAAGUACAAAUCGUCCACAGGUUAUUAUUCUGCUGUAAUGUUACACACUCCAACUGGAAAUGUGAAAUGUACCUCCAGCACAUGUUCAUGUGGCCACGGCUUUAACGGGAAAUAGUGGAAGCUUCGGUCUUCCCCUGGUCCU